GUCAAUGGGUUUUUGAUUAAUGCGUGAUUUGCCGAUUUCCAAAGCCCAAUUAUGUUCGAAAUUAUUUGCAUUCGGUACAGUCAUGCCGCAAUCACUACAAUGAACCCUCCACAGAGCCAAGAAAGUCGCCUCAUUAGGAGACAACGAAGGCCCAAUCAAGAGGGCAAUUACCAGCACCUAACGGCUCUCUGCGUCAUCAGCAUCGCACUCACCUGCGCAAACGCGGCAUUGUGGCCAAGUUACAGCAGCGACGAUGCGCCCCCCAGCCGCUGCAGCGGUGGGCGUGGCCUGAAGUACCUGUCGGGUGACGCGCUGACGGACUCGCUCGAUUGCCUGGGGCCCAAUAAUGCGCCAUAUCCAAGCGCGGCCGUGGCGCGCACAUUCUCCAACUGGAACGGAAACUCGCGACGUGGCCGCCAGAGCAAAUUGCCCAGCACACUGGACCCCGCCAUAACCACCAGUGCUCUGCUGAGGGCCUACGACGAGGUGAACAACGAGGCCGUCGGAAGCAGUCGCUAUGGUCGUUCGCUGAAGAAUGCCACGCCGGCGCAGCAGUGCAAGAGCGAGACGCCGGCGCGCCUCUGCAAGACGCGCUACAACACCACGGCGCCCAUGUACGGAGUGAGUCUGACCUCCGGUCAGCCGGUGACCAUCGUCCAGAAGUUCCCCGAUCUCCUCCAGCAGGUGGUCUUCGAAGUGUGCGAAUCCUCUGAGUGCGACGUGGUGCGCGGCGAGUGUACGCAAACCUAUGUGCCCUACCUGUUCCUGGUCAUUCCCCUCGGCCCGGUGACGCUGACUGGCCAGGAUUACGUGCUAGUGGAAAGCGGAUGCGUGUGCAAGCCCAAGUAUUCGACGGGUGCCGCCCAGGAGCCCAACAUGAUACCGUAGGGGAAGGAGAGGGAGGAGGCGGUAACCACCAGGAACACCAACAGCAACCAAAAGAACUGAGCGAGCUUUGGGUCGGAGCAGAUCGGAGCCAAGCCGAGCUGGGCUGAGCUGGCUGGCUGGCUGGCUUAAUUAAAAGGAAUUAUUUUUUGUAGCGAAAUCAAUUUUGCAAUG
Molecule: messenger RNA, 1059 nt
Organism: Drosophila teissieri
Lineage: Eukaryota; Metazoa; Arthropoda; Insecta; Diptera; Drosophilidae
Exons: 5
Coding region: 52-888 (278 amino acids)
Source: RefSeq, a predicted model, not a curated record